This is a messenger RNA of Odocoileus virginianus texanus, 4800 nucleotides long. Lineage: Eukaryota; Metazoa; Chordata; Mammalia; Artiodactyla; Cervidae. The record is from RefSeq and is a predicted model, not a curated record.
UGGGACUAGCGGCAAGGGGUGGGGCUUAAGCUUGAGACUAGCAGUAGUGCUUCGGACUGCGGGAGGGAAGAAGGGACAGAGUUGGAAAAUCCGGAUGUAUGGAUGGUUAGAAAGUGAGAGAACAGGAUUCAGUAGAAAGAACAAUGGAUUAGGAGUCAGAGGGAGCUGCAUUCAUUCAACAAAUAGAGAAAAGCUGAGGGAACAAUACAAAGAGGCUGAGGUAGGAAACAGCUUGUCAUCUUCACGGAGUAGACAAGGCCAGAGGCUGGAGUGCAGUGAAUGAAUCAGAAAGUGGUAGGAAGCGACGUUGUGGGGCGGGGAGGGGGGGGGGGCAAGGACAAGAUUGUAGUCCUUGAUAAAAUGGUUUUCCAGAGGCUUUAGCAAAGUAAUAGUUACUUGGACUCUGGAGCCAGUUGGUCUGGGUUUGAAUCCCAGCUGUACCUAGCAGUGGGAUCUUGGGCAAGUCAGUUAACCUUUCAAGACCUCCGUUUUCUCAUCUGGAAAAUGGGGAUAAUUAUUAGUAUACCUCCUUCACAGAGCUUUCCUGAAGAUUAAGUGAGUUGUUGAUGUAAGAAAAGACUUUUACUUGUGCUGGGUAUGUGGUAAGCACUCUGCAAGAAUUAUCUGUAAUGGUUGUUACCCACAGUUCUGUAUCUGCUUGUGUCUGUUUCUCUCCCUGUAAUUGUGAUGUUCUCCUGGUUUCCAUCUUUCCUUGUCUUUCUCUCCGAAUGGGUUUUUCUUGAAUUUGGCUCCAUCCGCUCAGACUUCCUCUUCAAAUUCCUGGUGAUUGGCAGUGCAGGAACAGGCAAAUCAUGUCUCCUUCAUCAGUUCAUUGAGAAUAAAUUCAAACAGGACUCCAACCACACAAUUGGCGUGGAGUUUGGAUCUCGGGUAGUCAACGUGGGUGGGAAGACCGUGAAGCUACAGAUUUGGGACACAGCUGGCCAGGAGCGGUUUCGGUCGGUGACACGGAGUUAUUACCGAGGGGCAGCCGGAGCCCUGCUGGUAUAUGACAUCACCAGCCGGGAGACUUACAACUCGCUGGCUGCCUGGCUGACGGAUGCGCGCACACUGGCCAGCCCCAACAUCGUGGUCAUUCUCUGUGGCAACAAGAAGGACCUGGAUCCGGAGCGUGAGGUCACUUUCCUGGAGGCCUCCCGCUUUGCCCAGGAGAACGAGCUAAUGUUCCUGGAAACAAGCGCUCUCACGGGUGAGAAUGUGGAGGAGGCAUUCCUGAAGUGUGCCCGCACCAUUCUGAACAAGAUUGACUCAGGUGAGCUGGACCCCGAGAGGAUGGGCUCCGGCAUUCAGUACGGUGAUGCCUCCCUUCGCCAGUUGCGGCAGCCUCGGAGUGCCCAGGCCGUGGCCCCUCAGCCCUGUGGCUGCUGAGACCUGCAGAGUCAGGUGGGAUUCUGGGGACCCGGGAGCUGCAGGGCUGGUCUCCCAGCAAUGGGGAGGACAGAGCAGAGACAGCGACAUAGAAAAGGAGACACAAUCAGGAAAAGGGGCUGUCUUCCCAGACACGGGAGAUCCACCCAUUCUUCCCAUCCCACUGCCAGCUCUCUGCCCUGCAUCUCUGACCCUCCCAUUCAUAAUUCCUCAAAUGUCUGUUGAGCACCUACUACGCGCCAGACCCUGUUCACAGCAUGGGGGAUAACAGCAGUGGGGAAAACAGGCAAGAAUCCCUGCCUUCGUGGAAGAGACAGACAAUAAACAAGACCCAGGAGCAAACUGUACAAAGCCAGAGCGAUAAAAGCUAUGGAGAAGAAUCAAGCAGGGUGGGGAGGUGGAGGAGUGGACGGUCAAAUGGGAUGAUGAGGGGAGGGCUCACUGAGAAGGUGACAUUUGAGCAAAGACCUGAAGGAAGUGAGGGAGGGGGUCGUGUGGGGACCUGGGGGAAGAGUGUUAUAAGCAGAAAGAAGAGCCAGUGCAAAGGCCCUGAGGUAGGGUCCUGCCUCCCCUGGGUGAGGAAGUCAAGGUGGCCAGUGUGGCUGCAGUGGAAUGAGUGGAUGUGUGUGUGUGAGUGUGUUGGGGGGUAGGUGAGCAGAAGAUGAGGUUGGGGUGGGGGAAGCAGAUGAGUGAGGGCCUCGUGGGCCACAGGGAAAGCUCUGGCUUAUACAAGCAGAGAAGGGACAGGAUCUGAUUCAGGUGUUCAUAGGGCCCCUCUGGCUGCAAACAGAGAGACUGCGGGGGAGUGGGGGUGGGGUGGGCAGGGGUGGUUGCCCAGAGACCAGUGAGGAGGCUACUGCAAAGUCAAGACUGUUUGACCAGGGUAGGGGCAGGGGACAGGACCAGGGUGGGGGCAGAGGAGGGGUUGAAAGGUGAGUUAGGUUAGAUCAUCCUGGCCUCCAGGCGUGUCCCCUCUUGAUGUAAUUGCUGGGUCAUCCUAAAGCACAAAUCUGCUUCUUUCCCUCUCUUCUUCUGGUAACCUCCCCUGCCUCCUCCAGGAAGCCUUGCUUCCCCUGUGCUUCAUUCAGAGUCCUUGGCAGGCUUGAAAGACUUGGUCCCAUCCUCACCUCUCUGUGGGUGACUACAUCUUGACAGUUCUUGUCUCUCUGCUUCAAACCCACUCGCCAUUCCCCCCCGCCCCACCCCCCUCAGCCAUUGACAGCUCCAGGAUGGCCUUGGAGCAAAGUGGUUAUACCCUGGAGACAGGUACUUUGACAGCAGGGCCAACCUAAUUUCCAGAUGAAUGGAUUUGAGAGAGAUGAGUCAAGGGUGAGCUCUUGGGGUGGGGCUCCUUUCCUUCCAGGCCUCUGCAUCAGCCGUGCCUGUCCUCCUACCUCCCUUCUCAGGCCAACUCCCAUUCAUCAUCAGGUCUCUGCUAAAAUGUCUCUUCCCAAAAGGGGUCACUCUCUCUAGAUGGGCAGUCUCACAACUGCCCCUCCUUUUUAUUAUUAUUUCCUUUUUUUGGCUGUACUAAAUGGCUUAUGGGAUCGUAGUCCUCCAACCAAGGAUGGAACUCUCGCCCUCCACAGUGAAAGCGCAGAGUCCUAACCACUGGACAGGGAAGCCCCUGUCCCUCCUUUUUAAAGUGUUCAACUCUGUCCCCUCCAUCAUUAUUUACAUUGUGUGGUGUUUGUCUCCCCCAUCUGAGAAGGUGACACAUCACAGACUCCAGAGCUGGGCUGCCUGCAUUUAUACUCCGACUCUCACUGCAUAGUUGCGUGACUGUUGGCAAAUUAUUUAACAUCUCUGGGCCUUGGUUUCCUCAUCUGUAAGUGGGGUUAAUAAUAGUACCUACCUCAAGUGAGUGUUGAGAAGAUUAAGUCAAGUCAUGUAAAGUGCUGAGAACAGGGCCUGACAGUCAGUAAACUAAGACUCAAUAAACUAAAGACUGUUUAUUAUUUUUCUUCUUAUCCAAUUUAAAGACUCUGGGCUGUGUAGAAACAGAUGGGUUUCACCUCAGGACAUAAUUUUGAGUCUGUUUCAGGGUUUUCUCAGUGAAUCAAAUCUAAUGAGUGCAUUUUGAAACUGCUGAUUGCAAUCUACAGGAGGAAAUACACUCUGUAUAUUGGUCUAAUGCAGUCACACACAUAGAAAACUAAAACACACAUUUUCCUCAUACUAAUAUUCUUAAAACAGAGGUGAAAUUCACAUAAAUUUAGCUAUUUUAAAGUGUACAAUUCAGUGGCAUUUAGUACACUCACGAGGUUAUGCAACCAUCACCUCUGUCUAGUUUCAAAGCAUUUUCAUCAUUUUAAAAGGAAACCCCAUACCCAUUAAACAUUCACUCUCUGUUUCCCCUCCAGCUUCUGACCUACACCCACUUGCUUUCUGUGUCUAUGGACCAACAUUAUUAUGUAUGAAGCACUCUGGUAUUUUUUAUUUUAUUCUAUUUCAGUGAAAAAUUGCUCAAGGCCCACCAAACUGAUUUCCCUCCCCACUAAUGCAGUUGUGCACAUUGGGAUCACCUGGAGAGCUUUAAAAGCUACUGAUGCCUGGGCCUUACCCCAGAGAUUCUGAAGUGAUCUGGGUAUUUCUAGAAGCUCACAGGUAAUGCUGUCUUCAGAUAACCACAAAGCAAGAACCGAUUGUCCAAUAUAUCUCUGACUUGGAAAACACUGGAAUGAGACCUAGAGUUGAGGUAGUCCAGGAACACAGAGGAACACAGAGAUACAAAUGUGGGGAUACAGAAUGUAGACACCAAGACGUCCCUCUACAGACUCAAGGAGACAGCUCUCUGAGGCAAAUACACAGGGGAAUGUGGGUGCCCUCAGAGUGAGAGCUGCACAUUACCUGCAGACAAGAAACAGAAAGUCAGAAAAUAUAGCAAGUUAGGGAGAAAAAGUAUAGACAGAAGGGCACAGAUAGGAGGGCAGGAAGAUAACCAGAAAGGCGACAAAGCUGCAGCUGACAGACCCGGGACCCCCCCAGUUCACCACACACUUUUCUUACAGCUCACCUGCUCUCCAGGACCAGCCCUGUCCUUCCGUCUGGGGCCCAGACCCAGGCCCUGGGAGGCUGAGCCCCUCACCUGCCCUGGCCCCAGAGAAGCUGCCCUGCCACCGGCUUCCCUUCCCUGGCCUGGUGGGGCCUGGCUGAGGGGCAAGACUGAGCCAUGGGGGAAGGGGGAAUCUCUCCGUACCUGCUGCUGCUUCCUCUGUCUUGGCUAACCCCUGUUUCCCCUGAGCCCCUCACUCCUCUUUGAACAUACUCAGAGAGUUCAAAAAGCCUGAGACCAGGGCCAUUUGGCCUCAGCAUCCCUGGCCCCGCCAUUGCGAGUACGUGUUAUUUAUUACCUGGAGGCCUGUCCUGUCCCAAUGCCCCUCCCCCCCAUAAAGCAUUGUUUACACCUGU